UCUGCAGCAACCUUGAGAGUGCCAGUCGUAAUGAAACUGCAUUCUUGUAUUGCCACUUUGUAACGCCUUUGCAUUCAAAGAACCGUUAUAAAAGAACAGUAUCCAUAUCUUUUAACCAUCAGUCAGGAUCCACUUAUCCAGAAGACAACACGCCCACCAACAUGAAGUUCAUAGUAUUGGCUCUCGCUUUGAUUGGGACUGCCGCAGCCAGUGGUAUUGCUCCUUUGGCCCAUGGAUACUCCGGAUUGGGAUGGGGACAUUCUCCAGUUGUUGCCACUGUGGCUCCAGCCAUUAGUUCCUACGCGGCCCAUUCAGUAGCCCCGGCCAUUACUUCCUACUCAGCUGCUCCAAUAGUCGCUUCUGUAGCGCCAGCCUACGCCAGCCAUUCCGUCGCUGCUCCAGCUAUUUCAUCCUACUCAUCGCAUUUAGCUACUCCUAUAGUUGCCUCUGUAGCUCCAGCUUAUGCCGGUCAUGCCAUAGCCGCUUCAGCUCUCAGUCAUUCCGUCGCCGCUCCACUUCUAACCAGAACGAUUGCUGCUCCAGCUAUUGGCCAUGGUCUUGCUAGUCCAAUUCUCAGUCGCACUAUUGCUGCACCAGCUCUGACUCAUGCUGUCGCUGCACCAUCUUGGACCCACGGCGUAGUUGCUCCAGCUAUCUCGUCCUACUCAGCUCAUGCUGUAGCUUCUCCAGUUGUUUCGACCUAUAGCGCUGCACCAGCCGUCGUUGCCGCUCCUGCCCUCACUUCUCAUGCUGUAAGUGCUCCAUUAGUAUCUGCUUACCAUUCUGCUCCAGUGGUUUCUGCCUACCAUGCCGGACCAACUGUCAUUGGAAGCGGUUGGGGUCAUGAUACCUGGAGUGUUGAUCUCUGGAAAAAGAAGAAGGCCGCUGCUCACUAAAAGUUUACAAAUGAAUGAAAAUCGGAACGGAAAAUAAAUUAGCUCAACGAAUAAAAGGAUUCAUUUUUAUUUUCA
Molecule: messenger RNA, 971 nt
Organism: Hermetia illucens (black soldier fly)
Lineage: Eukaryota; Metazoa; Arthropoda; Insecta; Diptera; Stratiomyidae
Product: cuticle protein 16.5-like
Exons: 2
Coding region: 162-896 (244 amino acids)
Source: RefSeq, a predicted model, not a curated record